AUGCGCGUUUUGAUUUUGAUUUUUAUUGUCACGGUAUUUUCAGUUAAUUGUGAAAGGUAUCCAAUUUCCUUGUAAUAUUUGCACGUUUUCAAAUGUUAUUUAGAUGUCCACCAGUUUUCGGAGAAUUUGAAUGUCCCGUCGGUUAUUCAUGCGAAGAUAAACAAUGUAUAGGACGGAAUAAAUCGCCAUCAACGUCUUGCUCAUUCGAAAUCGAAUGUUCAGAAGGUCAUGUUUGUUCGGAAGGCAAAUGUUAUCCGAUAAAUAUAGUGAAAUGUAAUCGACAUGUUCUUGUAAGUCCCGAAAAUGCACGGAGUAUUGUUUCGGAUUGUGGAAAGAAAGGAAAAUGUGUUAAUGGGCAAUGUGUUUUAGACAGUGGGUUUUUUGAAAGAAAUUCGAAAAAAACCCAUAUUUUAAAUCAGGAUGUUAUGGAAUUUCUUGCGAAGACGGUUCGAUUUGUCGCGAUGGUAAAUGCGAAAAAAUUCUCGAUACAUUUUGCAUUGGCCACGCGGAUUGUGGACCCGCAAUGAUUUGUCAGGCGAAUAAAUGUCAACAAAAAGCGCAGGAGCCAAUUUGUAAUUGUCAACCACACGAGAUUUGCCAUCACGGUCAAUGCUAUCCGAAUACACGUGGGUUUUGAGCUAUGACGUGGCAUUUUCCUUCAGAAUGUUUUCAGAAUGCACCUCAAUUUAUUGCGAACCUGGAACGUAUUGCGUCGAGGGACAAUGUCUGAGUGCAAUUGGAAAACAAUGUCAAGAUGACACGUGUCACGGUGGAACGGUUUGUGUAAAUGGUUUUUGUGUAGCGAAUGCGUGUCCCGGAAGAUGUCCACAUGAUCAAGAUUGUCGUUUGGGUGAAUGUCGAAUUAUGGAAGGAUUGCCGUGUGUUGGAGAAUGUCGACAUCCAUUUGAAUGUGUUGAUGGAAGAUGUAGAAGGAAUGGUGAGUGAAAUUUGGGGUUUAAUUUGAGUUGGAAAAAUCAUCAAUUUUGUACUUUAGUUAGACAAAGUUCAAACAUUUUCAGGAAAAUUUAAAUGUGUCCAAAUCUUCUGAAUUUUUAUCGAAAAUUGCAGGAUUUUUUGAGCUAAAAAAAUCGAAUUUUUUUGACUUUGAAAACCAGGAAAAUCUUUCUUUAAAAAAUUUAAUUUGGAAUUAGGCUAAGUUCAAAAUUUUUUCGAAUUUUAGCCAGAAAAAUCUGUCUUCGUCCCAUUUAAAUUUGAGUUAAGCUAAGUUUAAAUUUUUAAAAUUUUAUGUCAGAAAAUUUCAGUAUUAUGUAAUCUUCUGAAUUUUUAUCAAAAAUUGAUCAGGAUUUUUGAGCUAAAAAAAACUAUAGAAAACAUUUUUGAUUUUGAAAACCAGGAAAAUCUUUAUGAAGUUCAAAUUCGAAUUAGGCUAAUGGGCCUAUGCAGAAUAAUAUUUUGUAAUAAAAAAACAUUUAAAAACAUUUUUUUCCUAUGCAGAAAAACGUCGAAAAAACAAAAUAAAGACAACGUGAAAUUGAGAGAGCGCAGACAUAAAAUGGGUUUUUUGUCUGCACUCUCUCAAUUUCACGUUGUCUCUACUCAAAAUAAUAAACUGUAUAUUUUGUUUUUUCGACGUUUUUCUGCAUAGGAAAAAAAUGUUUUUUUAUUACAAAAUAUUAUUCUGCAUAGGCCCAUAAGUUUAAUAAAAUAUACUAAUUGGGAAAAUUUUUUUCGGCAAUAGUGUGUCCGGAUCCCGUUCUCAAAACUGUGCGCAUAAAAAAUGAUGAUCAAAAAAAGAAAAAGUUUCUAAAUGUUGGCAGCUCGAUGCGCUUCCUAUUCAUUCUUUCUCAAAAUGUCUGUGAGUGCGCGGAGAAUCAAAAGUUUGAAAACUCCAAUGUAUUUUUCGAUUUUAAAAUGUGUCGCUCGACUUUUCUCAAUUUCCAGAAGACCAUUUUUGAUGGGACCUUCACCAUUCUAUCCCAAAUUCUUUCCUAUCGAGGCGCUAAUAUUCGAGUUUUCAAAAAAUGCGCGAGUUUUCACGUAAAAAAUCAAAACUUUUUUCAUGUAAAAAAGAAUGAUCACGUUUUUAUUCCAAAAAAAUUAAAGGACACGUUUCUUAUCUGAUCUUUCUGUUUUCUGAAAAAAGCGAACAAUUUCUGGGCAUUUCUCAAUGUUUCUCUUUACCUAACCGGAAAAUAAAUCGAAAGUAAGUCAAACUACUGUAGAUGGCGUUAGCCAGCGAAGCUCUUCUACAUUAGCAUCAGAAAUGACAACUUCCUAAAAAAUUGAAUUUUAAUUUUAAGAGACCAAAAAGUAUGCGGGAAAAUUUUUCAUUUUAAAAAAUGGUAACAAUUUAUAAAAAAAUUGUUUCGGUUUAAAAACUGAGAAGAUAAAAUAAAAAUUAAUUUUUCUAAUUCGAAAUCACAAAAAAUCAAAAAACAACCGCGAAGUCUACUGUAUAUUUUAUUUUCUCUUCUACGACUUUUGGAUUUUCGAAUUGACAAUAUUAUCUACUAUAUACCUCUACUUCUACUAUAUACUAAUUGGAAACUGAAUAGUUUGUCCAGGCCCCGUUCAGGUCUUCAACGUUCAUGAAAAUUGAUGAUCAAAAAAUGAAAAGUUUGCAAAUUUUGGCACCUUGGUGCACACACCAUCUGUUUUUGAUUAACUUUGCUCGGGGUGCGCGGAGCACAAAAAGUUUGAAAACUCCAAUGUAUUUUUCGAUUUAAAAAUGUGUCGCAAGACUUUUCUCAACUUUCAGAAGGCCAUUUUUGAUGGGACCUUCACCAUUCUAUCCCAAAUUCUUUCCCAUCGAGGCGCUAAUAUUCGGUUUUUCAAGAACUGCGCGAGUUUUCACGUGAAAAAUCAAAACUUUUUUCAUGCUAAAAAGAAUGAGCACGUUUUUAAUCAGAAAAAAUGGCUAGGUCACGUCUCUUAUCUGAUCUUUUUAUUGCUCAGUCAUAGCGGGACAUUUUUAAUCAUUUCUCGCUAUUACUCUACUCCUAAUCGGUUUGAAAAAUAAAUAGAGAAACAGUGAGUUAGAAAAAUUUAUAAUUUGUUCGAACUUUCAGAUAUUGGAUAAUUUCUUUUACAAGAAGAAAAACAAAUACUUUAAUGUGAAUGUUUGAUAGUGAGUUUUGAUAUGUUUGGGAAUCCCAAUAUAGUUAAGCCCAAACAAUUAUUAUCAAUCCAAAAUUUUGUGAGCCUUGGAAGAGAAUCGAUAUGACCGAGAAAAUCAAGCGUUUCCUUUUUCAAUGAAAAUAAUCACAGGGCACCGGAGGUUACUGUACUUUGGUUUUAUCUUCCACGGCUCUGAAAAUUUCAGAUGGAACUAGGGGCUGUUAGCCCCCAGGCGUAACAGUCUUCUUAUUUAUUUCAGUUCCGUUUUUUUCUAUGAUUAUUUUCAAUUUUCUGUGGAAAUCGAAUUCAUUCAAAAUUUCUUUUUUGAUCAAAAAUAGACUCGUGGCAAAAAAAAAUCGGCCCGAGUUUUUUCGUUGGAUGAAAGAAAAAUCGGCCCGAGUUUUUUUCAAAAAAAAUCGGCCCGAGUUUUUUCAAAAAAUCGGCCCGAGUUUUUUCAAAAAAAAUCGGCCCGAGUUUUUUUCAAAAAAAAAUCGGCCCGAGUUUUUUCAAAAAAAUUCUACGUCUCAAAAACUAAUUGUCCUUUAGUUUUUGAGACGUAGAAAAUUUGGAUUAACCUCUUUAUAAAAUCAAGAAAUUAUUUCGCACAUUUUUUAAAACCAUUGUUGUCAAUUUUCUUCAGAAAUUUUAAAAGUCAUACCUAGCGGAGAAAGAAUUCAACGAAAAUCAAAAUUUCGGUUUUUGUUGAGAGAAUCUUUUCCAACUUUUCAAAAACUACAACUCUGUCGUAUUUUAAGACGAAACAUGUUUCUGUUUACACCUAAAGAAAACUACGCGCGAAGCCGGGACAAUCCAGAAGGAGGAGCCGGCGUUAGCCGGCGGAGCCCUUCUGGUAAGUUUAAAAUUUUUAAAUUUUUUUUCCAGAAAAUUUCAGUAUUUCGUAAUCUUCUGAAUUUUUAUUAAAUUUUUUUUGAAAAUCAGAAAAAUCUGUAUCUUUAUAUAAAAUUUAAAUUUGAAAUAGGCUAAGUUUGAAUUUUUCGAAUUUUAGCCAGAAAAAUCUGAGCUAAUUUCAAAAUUUUAAAUUUUUUGUCGAAAAAUUUCAAAGAAAUUUUUUAAAAAUCAGAAAAAUUUGUAUCUUUAUGAAAUUAAAUUUCGAAUCAGGCUAAGUUUGAAUUUUUUCGAAUUUUAGCCAGAAAAAUCUGAGCUAAUUUCAAAUUUCCAGACUGUUCGCGCAAAAUCUGCCAACUUGGCGAAUCAUGCGAAGGUGGAAACUGCGUGCGAGUCGCCGAAAGAUUCUGCACUUUAGCGAUUCGCGAUUGCGGCGAACAAUUCAUUUGCCAAGAAAAUAAAUGCAUUGAUCAAUUGAAACAAUUAAAAGGUUAA
This is a messenger RNA of Caenorhabditis angaria, 4419 nucleotides long. The record is from the annotation of a GenBank genome assembly. Lineage: Eukaryota; Metazoa; Nematoda; Chromadorea; Rhabditida; Rhabditidae.